CUCAGCCUCACUCACUCACCGCAGGAGGGACUCUGCAUACUGCACCCGGCGACCGGGAGGAUUUAACAAACUUUCCCCUAUUUGUACUCCGGCUUCCUUUGAAGGUCUCCCUGUUUUAUUCCAAGAUGAAGGAAAGAAGACUCACGCAGCCGUUUGUAGGGAGGUGUAAGCUGGUGCUGGUUGGGGACGUCCAAUGCGGUAAAACAGCGAUGUUACAAGUCUUGGUGAAGGACUGCUAUCCAGAGACUUAUGUCCCUACUGUGUUUGAGAACUACACAGCCUGUCUGGAGCUUGAAGACCAGCGUGUGGAGCUCAGCCUUUGGGACACAUCAGGUUCUCCGUACUAUGACAAUGUCAGGCCUCUCUGCUACAGCGACUCAGAUGCAGUGCUCUUAUGCUUUGACAUCAGCCGACCAGACACGGUAGACAGCGCGCUCAAGAAGUGGAAAGCAGAGAUCCAGGACUUCUGCCCCAGCACUCGGAUCCUACUAAUAGGCUGCAAGACAGACCUGCGCACAGACGUAUGUACCCGCAUGGAGCUGUCCAAUCAGAAACAGGCUCCAAUCUCCCAUGAACAGGGUUCAUCCUUGGCCAAGCAGCUUGGAGCUGAGGCUUACUUGGAGUGCUCAGCCUUCACAUCAGAGAAGAGUAUUCACAGUGUUUUUCGUACUGCGGCUCUGGCCUGCAUGAACAAACUUCAGCCGGCCAAUAAGCCCAGCCCUGUCCGCCGCCUCUCCAAGAGGCUCCUACACCUGCCCAGCAAGACGGAGCUCCUUUCCUCCACCUUCAGCAAGGACAAAUCCAAGAGCUGCUCCAUCAUGUGAAUACUACUAAGAAAAGUGUGGCAAAGGACAAACAAAAGAGAUUGUAGCUGGCUCAGCAGGGGUGCGGAUGUGCAAGGGAAAGAGAGCAAUUAUGUGGAUUUCUGCAAAGCCCCUCUCUCUCGCUCUCUCUCUCUCUCUCUCCUUUGCAGCAUCCUCUGCAAACUCCCGUCAACCACUUCCAAAAAGAUUUCUUUCUACAUUCAACUCCAGUGCUGAAGUUUUGAUUAUGACUUGUCACCAGCAUAACAGUAUCUGCAGAGAGAGAGAGAAUUUGUUUGAGGUUCAAUUAAAUCAUGUGCCAGUAGAGCAUAACAUGUGCUUUAAGGUGCUGUGAAUCAUCUUAAAUAAGGUCACCACCUUUUCUUUACCAAAGGAAAGGGUUGUAAACACCACAUCUGACUGCAUUAGACUGAUAAGACCCAUUUGAAAUUCUGAAAGCAGUGCCCUUUCCCAAUCCAUCUUUGUCUGAAUGUCUGUUUAAGGUCAUUGUAUGGGCUGAGUGACGAGAUGAAAUGUAAAAUCUGACAUUGACAGGAAUUGGUAUCUACAGAAAUACGGUGCGGGGGAUUGAAAAUGGCAGUCCUUGAAGAAAUUCCUCUCCCAGCUGACCCCUCUCGGUAUUUCGCUUAGAAAUUAAAGCUGACAGUGGAGGAAAGGUGGAGGGAAAGGAGGGGUUUGGCAAGCAGAGUGCUCAUUUGCAAAGGCAGUGAGAGGACAAACUGAGAGCUCAUUUGAACAAGCGCAAUGUGACUCAGCACUCACAUGAUCUACAAAACAGUCACAGUUGAACAUGCUGUGUUUAAAAACAAAGAAAAACGUGCAUGUCUUUGUGAAUUCUGUCCCUUACCCAUCAUCACCCACCACAGCAGUCUUUUGUUGAGUAUUACUAACCAUAGGCCUUUAUUAUAGCAGUGUUAAACUGAUGAAUCAUCUCCUUUUCCUACUUGAUGGAUAUCAGUUUUUAUAUAUGUUCCAGCAUCAAAAUGAAGUGAUUCUUUCUGCGUCUUUAUCGAAAACACUAAGAUGUCUUUUUACACAACACAAACUGGAUAUGUGUGUUUUAAUGUACCAAAAGAAAUCUUUCCUUUUAAAUCCUCCUGCUAGAUUUUUAAAGACAAGGAGUCCUAGAGGUUCUGGAGCCGUAAACGUGUGCUCAUCAUAGUUCAUGAGCUUUAGGGCUGAUUGUAAAGGGUAUCCCACUGAUUAGCAAUUUUCCCAACAGAAAAUUGCCAGAUUGACAAUGGACUGUUAAAAAAGGAAGAUUGAAAUUGGGUCAUGCUUUUCUGCUCCUUUUCAAAACUUGACACAGACCUACUAUUUCAAUAAUGAAACCUCCAUUAGACUUUCUAGGCUGGAAAGGUGUUUUUUUUUUGUUUGUUUUUUUUUUUUUUUGUGCCAUAUGAGCAAAUUUCAACAAAUGAAUCAGGCCCUAUCAACUUAUUUUUCCUUCCAUACAGCCAUGCUAGUAGUGUCUAAUUGAGCCUUGCUGCCAUUGAUGUUUCAAGGACACUUGUCUGGUGCAUCAGCCACACAAUAUUUUCCAGCUUCACGAGCUUUCCGGUACAUUAUCCAGCUUUCUUGUUGCAUCCAUGUCUGCUGGCUCCAGUUAAAGACUAGGAGCAGAUACAGAUUUGGCAAGCUGAAACUUUUUAACUCCACAUCCAAUAAUUAUUUUCACUUUUUCUUUCUUGCAGUUGAUGCUAACUCAAGUGAACUCACUUGCGACAGUAUAUUUGAUUUUGUGCAGCUCCUGUUGGAGCCACAAAAGAUUGUAUCCAACUUUUUUAAAGCAACAUUAUGUCCCAAAAGCUGUUAACAGCCUCUGAUUUGUAAUAUAGGAGGAGUUCCUCUAAAAGGACAAAUCUGAAUAAAUUUCCGUGAGAGAGAACAGGCUGCUCCUGUCUUUUCCUUCCUCCCUUCUCUUUUUUAUGCAUGAGAUAUAUUUGGAUUUUUUUUUUUUUUUUUUUGCAGCUACCAUGAAAAGUGUUCUUUACAUCAUCCUCCUGUGAAAUCCAACCUAUUUUCCCGCUGGAUGCUUCUACUUGCUUGUGGCUGUCACUGGUGUUUUCGUAGCUGAUGAUGUUGUUCUUGUAUUCACUGGAGUCUUCUGGCAUUAGCUGCUGUUGACAGCUCGGCUAAUGGAGGACUUGAUGAUUUGUAGGUCUGCGCCUAGAAGCCCAGCGAUGUGCAGAUCACUGGAAUUUAACGUGUUGCCUAGCAACAGUGUGAGCAGGGGCAGUUCCUGUUUCUCAGAGAGGAGGAAGGAUGGCUCUCUCAGAGAGGGCGCCUCACCUUUUAUUUGUAGCAUUAGACAGAAGGAACAGCAAAGGUGAUGGCUGCACAUAACGGAGUAGCGGACGGUUCGAGAUGUCCCACGCCGUUACAUGUUGUCUAAAACUUGUCUUUGUAGCACUGCUGCAGUCAUUUUUCUUCACUUCUCAGUCCUGUCUGGAACAUCCUGUUACCCUUAACAAGUUGUGUUUUGUCCAGUGUACAGCCACCAUUUCAGUCUCUUUUUUGUUUGUACAUAUCCUUUUUGAAAUUCCCCAAAGAAUAUCAGUGAAGCAAAACAAAAUAUUCAUGUGAAGUUGCCAAUUAUGGCUUAAAUUAUUGACUGAAUUCUGUACUUGUUGAUGCCAUAAACUAACUUUGAAGUCUUUUACUUAAAUAAAUAUGUCUGAAGUAAUUUUAAGUCAGUGUU
Molecule: messenger RNA, 3525 nt
Organism: Archocentrus centrarchus (flier cichlid)
Lineage: Eukaryota; Metazoa; Chordata; Actinopteri; Cichliformes; Cichlidae
Product: rho-related GTP-binding protein Rho6
Exons: 5
Coding region: 126-824 (232 amino acids)
Biological process (GO): small GTPase-mediated signal transduction
Molecular function (GO): GTPase activity; GTP binding
Source: RefSeq, a predicted model, not a curated record